AUGCCGUCAGCAGUUCCGGUACAGUCGUCUCCGCUGCGCAGAUGGGUGCGCCCAGACAAGACGAGGCAGGACCUUCCCUGGGCUGAUAUUGCAGCUAUUGAUCUGAGCAAGUUCGACCAGCCCGGCGGCAAGGAUCAGCUUGUGGAGGACCUCCGACAAGCAGUACACGAGACGGGAUUCUUCGGACUCAUCAACACUGGUUUCACGCCAGAGGAAAACAACGACAAGAAGAUGCUGGGACCAGAAGUGAGGAACAACUCCGAAUCGGUUAACAUCCCCAAGUUUACGGCGUACUACGCCAACGAGCCGUUCCACUCCUUUUUCGAGCCGUAUAGGGACGAAAUUGAGAGCUUCUCUCGGCGCUCUCUUGACCUCGCGAGCCGGGUAUUUCGCCUCUUUGCACUCAUCCUGGAGCUGCCGGAGGACUUCUUCUCCUCGCGGCACGAGUACAGUCUGCCGAGCGAGGACCAUCUGCGGUACAUGCGGUACCAUCCGCGGACGUUGGCCGACGACGUAAAGGUCGAGCGCAACUGGUCGCGCGCCCACACCGACUUUGGCUCGCUCACCCUCCUCUGGAGCCAGGAUGUGGCCGGGCUGCAGAUCAAGACGCGGUCGGGCGAGUGGCGCUACGUACCCCCCCUAGACGGCGGCAUCAUCUGCAAUGUCGGCGACACGCUCGACUUCUGGUCGGCCGGGUACUUGAAGUCGACCAUCCACCGUGUGAUCCGGCCGCCGGAGGACCAGGCAAGCCAGUUCCGGCUCGGGCUGUUCUACUUUGUGCGGCCCGGCGACGACGUGGACAUCAAGCCGGCACCGUCACCACUGCUGAAGCGACUCAGACUAGUGCGAGAGGAUUCCGGGGAGGCAGAGCUGGUGACGGGGCUGCAGUAUGUCAGGGAGCGGGUCAAGAACUAUCAUGAUCAUGACGACUACACAGACAAACGUGGGCAAACAUUCAAGCUUGGCAGUCUGGAGAUUGAGGACCAGGCCGCGUGA
Grosmannia clavigera kw1407 is the source of this 996-nucleotide messenger RNA. RefSeq names its product 2og-Fe oxygenase family protein. Lineage: Eukaryota; Fungi; Ascomycota; Sordariomycetes; Ophiostomatales; Ophiostomataceae. The transcript has 4 exons. The coding region runs from base 1 to 996 and encodes 331 amino acids. The record is from RefSeq and is a predicted model, not a curated record. Gene Ontology annotation, molecular function: dioxygenase activity.